This is a messenger RNA of Triplophysa rosa, 1638 nucleotides long. RefSeq names its product MARCKS-like 1b (gene marcksl1b). Gene Ontology annotation, cellular component: plasma membrane; cytoplasm. The record is from RefSeq and is a predicted model, not a curated record. Gene Ontology annotation, biological process: actin filament organization; central nervous system development. The coding region runs from base 219 to 869 and encodes 216 amino acids. The transcript is spliced from 2 exons. Gene Ontology annotation, molecular function: calmodulin binding; actin filament binding. Lineage: Eukaryota; Metazoa; Chordata; Actinopteri; Cypriniformes; Nemacheilidae.
CUGGUAGCCUAGUAGUAGGUUGCCCUCGACGCACACGGGUGGAAGACAAGAGUGGACCAUCUCAAGUCUUUCCUUAUACAGGAAAAAAAAGAGAGAAAAACAACAACUUCAUUGGCACCUUUGGAUGCACGCGACGUCCGUCUGUCUGGAUUAAUACUUUUUCCACCUGCCCGAAAUUUGAGUUCUUUUUCGUUCACUUUCAAACCAAACCGAGCAUAAUGGGAUCCCAGGCAUCAAAGGGAGGAGUGGCUGUGGAGGGGAAAGCCGCCGUUGCUGACCCGGCUGCCGUCAAGACAAAUGGACAGGAGAACGGCCACGUUAAGACCAACGGUGACGUCUCUGCCAAGGCAGAUGGGGACGCAGCCGCCACCAACGGAUCCGCAGAGGCGGCCAAAGAAUCUGAGGCUGGGGCUGGCGACGCCAUCGAGCCCGCUCCAGCAACCGAGGGCGAGGCCGCCAAACCAGAGGGCGAGGCCACCAAGGAGACCCCCAAGAAGAAGAAGAAGAAGUUCUCCCUGAAGAACUCCUUCAAAUUCAAGGGCAUCUCGCUGAAGAAGAACAAGAAGAGCACUGAGGUGAAAGAAGAAGAAGAAGCCGCCGCCGCUGCCGCCACCCCGGCCGCCGAAGAGAAGCCCGAGGAGAACGGGGCGGCCACCGAGGAGAAGGAGGAGGAGCAGCCCAAGGCCGAGGAGACACCCGCCCCCGCCGAGACCCCCAAGGCCGAGGAACCUGCAGCCAAACCGGAGGAGCCUGCUGCUGCUGCUGCUGCUGCUCCUCCUAAAGAGGAGGCUGCCGAACCUGCCGCAGAGCCCACAAAACCAACAGAGGAGACCAACUCCACACCUGCACCAUCUGAACAGAAGGAGUGAUUGUACUUCACAAAGGACUUUGUGAACUGUUUUUCCAAGAAAAAAAAUAUAUAUUUAUAUAUAUGUGUAUAUGUAUACAUAUGUAUAUAUACAUGGAUAUAUGUAUAUGUAUAUAUACACAUGUAUGUGAAAAAAAAGACUCCUCGUGCCACUUUCUUCAAGAUUAAUAAAAAACGACAGACUAGAUUCACUAGUUCACUUCCCUGAUAAUGGCUCAAAGAUCUGGAAUGCCAAGCGCAGGCCUACACCUCUUGGAAACGGGAUGUCAACGCAAGAGCGGGUUGAGAGUUUGAGGAUGGAUAAAUGUGAAGCAUCUUUCAAAGCCACUGUCGAAUUGAUGCGAUUAUACCGAUGAAUUGUGCAAGAUAAACAUCACCACAUAUAAUGACUGUUAAAAAAAAGGAAAUCGAAAAAGACUUGCCAACUUUCUACAUUCCUAUAUUUUAACCCAAAUUUAAGUAUUUUGUGGUGUAUAGAGAACCAUUUUAAAUAUCCAGAAGGCUUUGUCUCGUUUGUUUGAAAACGCAUUUUAAUUUUCAUCUUGGCUUUAAGAGAAAAAAACAAAAUAAAAACACAUUUGAGCUUGCUAUGUUCACAUUUGAAGUUUUAAAAGAAGCAGAGUUGUUAUGUGUUAAAUGUGAGCCUUGAUCUGCUUUUUGGUCUCUGUAAAUACAUUUGACCAAUUUUGUUCUUUAUUUUGCUAAUGUUUAAAGAUGUUACUGGUUUUAUUGUAAAGUUGAUAAUGGUAAAUAAAUGUUGGUUACCUACA